GGCGCGGCCGGGGGGGGCCGCAGGGCGCCGCGGCCAUGGGCAACAGCAAGAGCGGGGCGCUCUCCAAGGAGAUCCUGGAGGACCUGAAGCUGAACACGCGCUACUCGGAGGAGGAGCUGUGCAAGUGGUACGAGAGCUUCCAGAAGCAGUGCCCCGACGGGCGCAUCAGCCGCGGCGAGUUCGAGAAGAUCUACGCCAACUUCUUCCCCAACUCGGACCCGCAGGUGUACGCGCGGCACGUCUUCCGCAGCUUCGACACCAACGACGACGGCACGCUCGACUUCCGGGAGUACAUCAUCGCCCUGCACCUCACCUCCUCCGGCAAGACCCACCUCAAGCUCGAGUGGGCCUUCUCCCUCUUCGACGUCGACCGCAACGGCGAGGUCAGCAAGGGCGAGGUGCUGGAGAUCGUCUCGGCCAUUUUCAAGAUGAUCCCGGCGGAGGAGCAGAAGCUGCUGCCGGAGGACGAGAACAGCCCCCAGAAACGGGCCGACAAGCUCUGGGCCUACUUCAAGAAGGGCGACAACGAUAAGAUCGCGGAGGGCGAGUUCAUCGACGGCGUCAUGAAGAACGACGCCAUCAUGCGCCUCAUCCAGUACGAGCCCAAGAAAUAGGGCCGGGGGGGGGGCAC
Dromaius novaehollandiae (emu) is the source of this 631-nucleotide messenger RNA. It is a transcript of the gene RCVRN, whose product is annotated as recoverin. The record is from RefSeq and is a predicted model, not a curated record. Gene Ontology annotation, molecular function: calcium ion binding. Lineage: Eukaryota; Metazoa; Chordata; Aves; Casuariiformes; Dromaiidae. Bases 36 to 614 code for a protein of 192 amino acids. The transcript has 3 exons.